ACAGGUCAGUGGAUGAGGGUCUUGCGGGCUCAAGCAAAGCCCACCCAUAGGGCUAGUUACGAUUGAGUGGGGCUCGUUAAACUUUGACUUCUACACGUUUUCCAGCAAGUGACCCGCGCCGAGUGUUCCUGCGCAUCCCCCCAGGCCCCUCUUUACACGCGCCCCGCCUGUCCCUCUGUCCGUCCUCCCUCGUCCGAGGCAGGGGCCUGGUGCGAAUGCCCAGCUGAAGUGAAUCCGCAUCUGAAGGCCUCUGCGGCACCUGGGCAAGACAUCCCCGUGAGCCUUCACACAUCUCUGCCUUCUCCUGAGAAUAGGACGAAAUGGCCAAAUCCCAGGAAAGAGCAUACCAAGGCCUUGGGAAACCAGUUUCCUGGAAUUGUGUUUCGGGGUAUUUCUUUGCUGGGUCUUCAUGUGAAACUGUCUUCAACCACAGCCUGGGACUAGUGACAUUUGAGGAUGUGGCUGUGGAUUUCACCCAGGAGGAAUGGCAGUACCUGAAUCCUCCACAGAGGACCCUGUACAGAGACGUGAUGCUCGAGACCUAUAGCAACCUGGUCUGUGUGGGGCAGCAGAUUACUAAACCAGACCUCAUCCUCAAGCUGGAGGUGGAAGAACUGGACCCAGCAGAUGAAAAAAUCCCAAUGUGGAGCUUUCCAGAACUUUGCCAAAUUGAUGAACAGAUUGACAGGAAGCUUCAGGAUGAUGACCAAGAUAAAUAUCUGUUGAAGCAAGUUGGAUUCCCUGACAAGAACAUAAUUACCACCAAGAGUGGCCAUUACUCUAAUGAAUUUGGGAACACACUUCAUUUGAGCACAAGCCUUGUUCUUCCAAUACAAAGACCCUAUAAAUUUGAAUCCUUUGGACAUAAUAUGGUAGAUAACUUAGACUUAUUUAGUAGAAGCUGUGUAGAAAAGAAACUUGAUAAUGGAUGUGCAAAAUUAUUCUUCCACAGUGAGUUUGAAAAAACAAAUCUUAUAAUGAAACCCUAUGGAUAUAAAGAAUCUGGGACAGCCCUCAGGCGAAAGAAAGGUCUUAGCCUUCAUCAGAGAAUUAAAAAUGGAGAAAAACCCUUUGAGUGCACCGCAUGUCGGAAAACCUUCAGUAAGAAGUCACACCUCAUUGUCCAUUGGAGAACUCAUACAGGAGAGAAACCCUUUGGAUGUACUGAAUGUGGAAAAGCCUUUAGCCAAAAAUCUCAGCUCAUUAUACACCUCAGAACUCAUACAGGAGAGAGACCCUUUGAGUGUCCUGAAUGUGGCAAAGCCUUCAGAGAAAAGUCAACUGUCAUCAUCCACUACAGGACUCAUACAGGAGAGAAACCUUAUGAAUGUAAUGAAUGUGGAAAAGCCUUCACUCAGAAGUCCAACCUCAUUGUUCAUCAGAAAACCCACACAGGAGAGAAAACCUAUGAGUGCACUAAAUGUGGGGAAUCUUUCAUACAGAAACUUGAUCUAAUUAUACACCAUAGUACUCACACAGGAAAGAAGCCCCAUGAAUGUAAUGAAUGCAAGAAAACGUUCAGUGAUAAGUCAACCCUCAUUAUACACCAAAGAACUCACACGGGAGAGAAGCCUCACAAAUGUACUGAAUGUGGAAAGUCUUUUAACGAGAAGUCAACCCUUAUUGUGCACCAGAGGACUCAUACUGGAGAGAAACCCUAUGAAUGUGAUGUGUGUGGAAAAACCUUUACCCAAAAGUCAAACCUGGGUGUGCAUCAGAGAACGCAUUCAGGAGAGAAACCCUUUGAGUGUAACGAAUGUGAGAAGGCCUUCUCUCAGAAAUCCUACCUCAUGCUACAUCAAAGAGGCCACACAGGAGAGAAGCCCUAUGAGUGCAAUGAAUGUGAAAAGGCGUUUUCCCAGAAGUCCUAUCUCAUCAUACAUCAAAGAACUCAUACAGAAGAAAAACCCUAUAAAUGUAAUGAGUGUGGCAAAGCCUUCCGAGAAAAGUCAAAGCUCAUUAUCCAUCAGAGAAUUCACACAGGAGAGAAGCCCUAUGAAUGUCCUGUGUGCUGGAAAGCUUUCAGUCAGAAGUCACAGCUUAUAAUCCAUCAGAGAACGCACACAGGAGAGAAGCCCUAUGCAUGCACAGAGUGUGGUAAAGCCUUCAGGGAAAAAUCCACAUUCACUGUACAUCAGAGAACUCACACUGGAGAGAAGCCCUAUAAGUGUACAGAAUGUGGAAAAGCCUUUACCCAGAAAUCCAACCUUAUUGUACAUCAGAGGACUCAUACAGGAAAGAAGGCUGGGAGAGGCCACCCCCGCAAGUCAAAGCUCACCACUCAUUAGGGAAGAAAGCAACAGUAGUUACGUAUCCUAGAAAGAUGUGUCAAUUUAACAUGUUAAAGAGUGGGUUCUAACUUCUCUUUUAAACAUGGGGUAUAAAGCCAGCCUUUCUUUUUACCUUCUCAGUUUUUGCCCAAAUGCAAAACUAACAAAGUUAGGAGAUACCUCCAGCCAGAGGUUUGACAGAGGCAGAGGCAGUCAAAAACCAGUGGAGAUUUCACAGCAUGCUCAGCACUGGAGAUGCAAGGCAGCGUGGAUAAGGACUCUCAGCCGAGGGUCAAGACACACUUGAGCAGGACCAUGGGCAGUUGUGACAACGAUGAGUGCACGGGAAGAUAGGAGGUUUCCUAGACCAUGUAAGGUCUGAGGAGAAACAGGAAGUGGCCUCAACAAGGAAUCACACAAACUAACCAUAAUAGCAUAAUUGUAUGGAUAGGAAGAACCGUUGGGGAGAGGUUAGGGGGUGGAGAGAAGGGACAGAGCUUCCAUUAUUUACUGACUUGGAAGAAGUAAAGCCUGAAAGAACUAACAGAUGUUUGGGGAGGAUCUCAGUCGCUAGAAAAUUGUGAUGUGCCUAGAAUGUGGCUCUGAUAUCUUCCCCUCAUGUGAAUCUCCAGCAAAUAGGAAGUCCAGGAACAACUCUUCUCAUUCAAAGAGAAUCAUUUAGAAGUACUCAAAAGUACAAAAUGGAUUUUGAGUCAGGACUUUAACUUCUAGGUAUGUAUAUACUCACAUGUAGAUAACAUGAACACAGAGGCGUUCCUGAUGCACUGUUGUGAAAACAAGAUGGUAAGCUGUCCAAACGACAGCACCAGAGUUCUGCUUCCCCAAACAUUGAUAUAUUCAUACAACAAACAUCUAGUUAGUCAAAAGAAUAAAAAGAAGUUGGGUAUUAUUUCUACAGUGACAUGGGAUAAUCCAAGUUAUUAGAUGGAGCAGCAUAGUAUAACAUGCUGUCCUGUGUACAUAAAAGGGGAAUAUGGUAAGUACCUCAUUGACUGUAUAUGCAUAAACUUUUUCUGGAAAGAGACACAAGAAGCUGGUAUCCCUGAUUACGCUGGGGAAGGGAGAGGGGCAGUGAGUAUCUGGGGG
Castor canadensis (American beaver) is the source of this 3377-nucleotide messenger RNA. RefSeq lists its product as uncharacterized. The record is from RefSeq and is a predicted model, not a curated record. Lineage: Eukaryota; Metazoa; Chordata; Mammalia; Rodentia; Castoridae. Gene Ontology annotation, molecular function: DNA-binding transcription factor activity, RNA polymerase II-specific; RNA polymerase II transcription regulatory region sequence-specific DNA binding. Gene Ontology annotation, biological process: embryo development; regulation of transcription by RNA polymerase II. Gene Ontology annotation, cellular component: nucleus.